Molecule: messenger RNA, 1997 nt
Organism: Entamoeba nuttalli P19
Lineage: Eukaryota; Evosea; Mastigamoebida; Endamoebidae
Product: tubulin interacting protein, putative
Exons: 1
Coding region: 51-1997 (648 amino acids)
Biological process (GO): cytoplasmic microtubule organization; spindle assembly; meiotic cell cycle
Cellular component (GO): equatorial microtubule organizing center; gamma-tubulin small complex; centrosome
Molecular function (GO): microtubule minus-end binding; gamma-tubulin binding
Source: RefSeq, a predicted model, not a curated record
AAAGAAAAUAAAAAAAAAUAGAAAAAAAAACUAAUAAAAAUAGUAAGAAAAUGGAAAGUGAUAAAGACUUACAAAUAUCUUCUAUUCAGCUUGAACCUAAUGAAAAUGAAGAGAAAACAAAAGAAGAUAAUGAAAAUGAAGAACAUGAAAGUAUUGAAAUUGAUAAAUAUAGUAAUAUUAAAGAAAAUGCUGUAUUUAAAAUGGCUGAUAAUAUUAUUGAAGAGGUUCAAGAUGAAGGUAUUGAAGUAACUGAAGAACAAACAUUACAAGAUAUGAUUUUUAUGUUACAAGGAAUUCCACCAUUACAUUUAUUAAAAAAUAAUAAAUUUCCUCCAUUAACACAAGAGGUUGUUCCAUUACUUUCUGAAGUAUCAAAAUUAUUAAUUAAAUUGAAUAACAAAAGAGUUUUUUUUAAUCCACAAAGUUUUGUACAACGUUCAGUAUGUUGUACAGCGAAUGAUAUUAUUAGUGAAUAUUAUCAAUACAUUGCACACAUUGAUUCAGAGUUACAUCAUUCUGAAAUGAUUACAAUUCUUGAUAUGUAUCGUCAUGGAUUAUGGUGUAAAGAUAUUAUCAUUACAUUAACUGAUAUUAUAGAUCAAUGUAUGUUAGUUAAAGGAGGUCAAUUAUUAACAUACCUUGAUGAACAAACACAUUCUCCAUAUCAAACAAGAAAAAAGAUAUGUAUAAGAAUGUUACAGAAUGGUACAAUACCAAUUUAUAAUAUGAUAUAUGAUUGGGUUCUUCAAGGAACUUUUAAUGACCCUUUUCAUGACUUUUUCUUAACAUUAAAAUCUACACCAUCAUUACUUGAAACAACUUAUUUACAAAAUCAAUUAGUUCCUUCUUUUCUUAAUUCUUAUAAAAAUGAUAUUAAAUUUGUUGGUGAAGCAACUACUUUCUUACAAAAAGAAGGUGAAGAUAUUUCUGAUUUAAUUUCAAUAAUUGAAUCAAAUAAAAAUGAAUUCACUAUUUCAUCAUCAACUUUACCAUCAUUAAUUCAUUCUUUAAAUACAUUGGCACACCAAAAAGCAGUAAAAUUAUUAACAGAAAAAUAUACACCAUUAAUACAUACUCAAAAUAUUAAACAAUAUAUAUUACUCUUUAGAGGAGAUUUUGCAAAUACAUUUAUUGACUCUUUGUCUCAAGCUUUAGUUAACGGUCCAUUAAGUCAAGUUGAUUUAAAUUCAUAUUUUCAUGCAGCAUUAGCUGUGACAAAUACAAUCCCUGAACGUCUUCAUUGUAUAUGUAAAGGUCAAGAAGUUAAUCAAAUAGAAACAGAUAUUUUACUUCAUUAUGAACUUCCUGAACCAUUACAAUUAAUUAUUACUGAUAACCAUAUUCAAAAAUAUAAUGAAAUUUUUAAGUUUCUUUGGAAAAUUAAAUGUAUGUCAAUUUCUAUUGAUAAAGCAUAUCGUAAUAUGUUUCCAUUUUUUAUUUUGGCUUCUCAAAUAAAUGGACUUCCAUUAUUUUUACAUCAUUUUAGAAUUAAAUUUGGAGAAUGUGCAAAAUUUAUGGAUGCUUUAGAAGAAUAUGCGUAUGUACAUAUGAAAGAAUGUUAUGUUCAUUUUGAAGAUGCAUGGAAAUCUGCUGUAGAUCUUUAUGGAUUAUCAUCUAUUCAUGGAGCAUAUGUCGAAGAAAUAUGUAAAGUAUUAUAUAUAAGUAAUGAUAAAGUAAAUACUAUUUUAAAUUCUAUCAUUGGAUUUAUUUCUAAUGCUGUAGAAAAAUUAAAUGCAUUUAUUGCUAUCAUUUCUGAUGAAAUUUAUCGUCAACAAUUUAAUAAACAACACAUUUCUCAAUUUUUAUCGACUUUAAAAGAAAUGGAAGAUCGUGUUAAUCUUGAAUUAGAUAAUUAUAAAGCUUAUUAUAAUCAAUUUAUAAUGGCAAUAGCUUCUGCUGAUAAUAAACAAACCCGUUUCUUAUUACGAAGACUUAAUCCAGAACGUUAUAAUCCACCUGAAAUUUCUGAAAUUGUUGCAAUGGAUGAAAUGGUUUAA